Molecule: messenger RNA, 1242 nt
Organism: Chilo suppressalis (striped riceborer)
Lineage: Eukaryota; Metazoa; Arthropoda; Insecta; Lepidoptera; Crambidae
Source: the annotation of a GenBank genome assembly
GUCGAUUGUCAACAUUCAGUACGAUCAGACUCAUUAGGUUAAUUUUAGUUACAAAGAUCUUAGUUUUAUUUUUAAAAAGUACAAUAUACAGACUUUAUUAACAAAAUGACUACGUUCAAGCAAGUUCCUCUCACAUGUGGUGGCCAUACUAGACCAGUCGUACACUUGGAUUUUAGUGACGUUACAAAGGAUGGAUAUUAUUUGAUUUCUGCCUGCAAAGAUGGUAAGCCUAUGUUGCGGCAAGGUGAAACAGGAGACUGGAUUGGUACAUUUGAGGGUCAUAAAGGAGCCGUGUGGGGGGUAGCGCUGACACAAAAUGCUAAUUUAGCUGCUAGUGGGGCAGCAGACUUCUCAGCUAAAUUAUGGGAUGCCCGGUAUGGUGAGGUUGUUCACACAUUUGACCAUGAGCAUAUAGUGAAGAGUGUGAAUUUUAAUUCUGAUGACACCAUGCUCCUCACAGCUAGUAACGAGAAACUCAUACGAGUAUUCGACCUGAACAAACCCGAAGCUGGACCUGUAGAGAAGUUCAACGCGCACACAAACAGCAUAAGGCAUGCGGUCUUCCUCCACAACUCCCGUAUCGUCAGUGUCAGUGACGACCUCACAUUGCGCGUAUGGGAUCGUAAUAGUGGACAGGAGGUGCAUAAAAUUGAAUUUCCAAGCAUUCCAAAUAGCUUAGAAUUGUCCAGAGAUGGAGCCAUAUUGACUGUUGCUUAUGGUUCAAACGUUGCGUUCUACACUUCGGACUCGAUGCGCAAGAUGCGCGAGUUCCCCGUGCCAACUACGUGUUUCUCCGCAUCGCUGGCGCCGAGCCGGGCCACCUUCGUCUGCGGCGGCGACGACCUCAAAGUCUACAAGUUCGACUUCAAUACCGGCACUGAGCUGGAAUCGAACAAGGGACACUUCGGUCCAGUUCACUGCGUGCGAUGGUCUCCAGACGGGGAACUUUACGCGACGAGUUCCGAAGAUGGCACCGUUCGUCUAUGGCAGGGGGUGCCCGGCCGUGUCUAUGGUCUGUGGAGACGCACCAACGACCAUCAGCCUAUGGCUAACGGGUUCAAGGAGGUUGCCGCCAACUGACCCGCGUCUGCCACUCGCCAGGACAAUGAAGAGAGUGAGUGCGAUUCAUACUGAUUCGUUUCGGUACCCCACUGGCGGCAGCGGUCACCGGAAUAUGUGUCUUUUGGACUUGAGAAAGUUAACCUGACAAUCAAGACUUUAUAUUUAAAAACGUCGACAGUG